AUGUCAACGUUAGAUACGAGUCUCAAAGGACUUUCGCUGGUAAAAACAGCAGGCUGCCGCUCAGAAGUAAGGUGCGAUUGGCGCUCGCAGCUGGACGUGGAAAAAAUAAAAUAA
This is a messenger RNA of Cooperia oncophora, 114 nucleotides long. Lineage: Eukaryota; Metazoa; Nematoda; Chromadorea; Rhabditida; Trichostrongylidae. The record is from the annotation of a GenBank genome assembly.